GCUAAAUGGGAUGAACCAAUAGUGGAAAUAAAUGGAUGGAAUAAAAAGAUCCAAAGACUGCAUAUACAACAUGCAUAAGAAGCAGAAAGAAGUUCCACAAGUUCGCUUUGUAAGUCAGGUACAAGGUUUAAUAUCUCGCAGAAAUUCAUAAUAUCAUCUUCAGUUUUUUACCCUUAUAUUUUUUGUUGCAGGAAAACCUUUGAUAUUGUGCUACGCCCAUCAUCGAUAAGAAUUAAAUUCACUACCUCCAGUGUGAUGAGCACUCCAGGAAGAAAUGAGACUAAGAAUGAAAAGAAUGGCCAAGAAGUUAAGCAGGCAUUGUCAGGUGUUCGGAAACCCAGGUUUAAAUGGACAGUACAGGUUCAUGAGCGCUUUGUUGAUGCAGUGAAUCAACUUGGAGGAAUAUACAAAGCAACUCCGAAAAAUAUAAUGAGGCUGAUGGACAUUGAGCAAAUCACGACAGACCAUAUAAAGAGCCACCUUCAGAAGUACAGACUCAAUGGUUCUAAGCAAGCAAAUACAAACACAAGAAAGAUGAUAAGAGCAACAGUAUUUCAACAACAUCAAGAACACAAGUACAGCAUAACACCUGGAUUACAUACAAUGGGAAGUAUACAGGUGAGUGAUGUACCAGAGAUAUCAACUGAAAGACAGAGAACUUCACAGGCAAAGCUUGAGUUUGAGAGGGCGCAACAGCAAGUUCAAUAUAUUGAGAGAGAUUGCCACGGCACACUGGAGCAAACCAGCAACAAUGAAGAGAGACAAUAUCCACAGGUGGAAGAAAUGGAAUUAACCACAGAGCAGCUUGACGAGCAAAGAGAAAUGGCACAGAAAGACCAUAUAAGCAUUAUGAAUUCGUAUCCAUUGAGUUCUCCAAUGGAAAGCACAAAUUAUAUCAAGCCUGAUUAUGUUGGCACAACAUAUUCAACACUUGAGAUAGAGAGGAAGAAUUUUCUUAAGCCACCAUACAAUAGAUGGUUAGAAGCACAUAAAGAGAAUGGGAAGUUUCCAUACACUUCAGCAAGGACAGAUGACAGGGAAUUAAUAAUACCAGAAAAGAAAAGGUUUGAUGCUGCACCUUUAAAAAUCAGCCUUCAAAUGGAAAAAGGAAGCACUAGCAGCGGCUUUUCUGCGGAUGAAACACACAAAAGAGGAAAGUGCUAUCAAGUUUAUGCCUCACCAACUUCUGCAGCUCAAAUAGAAGCUCAGAAUAUGGUAGCGGAAGAUAAUAAAACUAACAUUUGUAACUUUCCUGGCUAUAAAGACUUUAAGGCAAUGAAUGCUUCAAAUGAGAAAUCAUUUGAUCUGAAUAUGCCAGCCAAAGAGCGGGAAGAGUAA
Molecule: messenger RNA, 1338 nt
Organism: Ipomoea triloba (trilobed morning glory)
Lineage: Eukaryota; Viridiplantae; Streptophyta; Magnoliopsida; Solanales; Convolvulaceae
Product: myb family transcription factor PHL12-like
Exons: 6
Coding region: 256-1338 (360 amino acids)
Molecular function (GO): DNA binding; DNA-binding transcription factor activity
Source: RefSeq, a predicted model, not a curated record